AUGGACAGAAGUUGCAUUUUUCUUGCAAUUUUCAUUCUACUACAUGACAAUACUUUACUUGCUACUCUUCCUAGUAUUAGCACUGAUGAAGCUGCUCUUCUUGCACUUAAAUCACAUAUUUCUUCUCAUUCUAACAAUAUCUUAGCAAGAAACUGGUCUUCUUCCAUCCCGGUUUGCAGCUGGAUUGGAAUCACUUGCAGCUCCCAUCACCAUCAAGUCACUGCUAUAGACAUUUCUAGCAUGCAACUUUAUGGUACCAUUCCUCCACACCUUGUAAACCUCUCAUUUAUUUCAUCGCUUGACAUCAGUAACAACACUUUCCAUGGAGAUUUGCCAGUAGAGUUGACUCAUUUGCAGAGGUUGAAAUUCAUUAAUGCCAAAAACAAUAACAUUACCGGAGCCAUUCCAUCAUUUUUAAGUUUGUUACCAAACCUACACUUUUUGUACCUAUCGAAUAACCAAUUUUCGGGGAAAAUUCCAACUUCCCUUUCCAAUCUAACAAAACUGGAAGUGUUGCAAUUACAGAGCAAUUUUCUCGAAGGAGAAAUCCCUCGAGAAAUCAGUGAUCUUCGUUACUUGACUAUCCUAGACCUGGAAUUUAAUCAGCUUACUGGAUCUAUACCACCAUCAAUCUUCGACAUUACUACAAUACAAGUAAUUGCUCUUAUGGACAACAAUCUUACUGGAAAGCUGCCAAAAACUAUAUGUGAUCAUAUUCCAGACUUGGAAGGACUUUACCUCGGUAGAAACUCCCUAGAUGGAAUUAUUCCACCAAAGCUGGAGAAAUGCAGAAAGCUUCAAAUAUUGGAAUUGGGUGAUAAUGAGUUUGCUGGAACUGUACCAAGAGAGCUAGCCAACUUAACAGCUCUUACAGAAUUAUAUCUUGGACUUCUGCAUUUGGAAGGAGAGAUACCAAUGGAGCUCGAUAAUCUUAAGAAAUUUCAAGCAUUGGGAUUAUCACAGAAUGAGCUUACUGGCUCUAUCCCUGACAGCAUUUUCAACAUGUCAGCACUGCAGAUUAUAGAUUUUGGAGAAAACAAGCUUUCAGGUCCAAUUCCUAAAUCACUUGGUAACUUAGAAUACCUUGAGGUUCUGAACUUGUGGGGGAAUAAUUUUGUCAGUGAUUCAACAUUGAGCAUCCUUGCAUCAUUGACAAACUGUAGGAAUCUAAGAGUACUCACGUUAUCUGGUAAUCCGUUGGAUGGUGUUUUGCCUCCAUCUGUUGGUAAUUUCUCAAACUCCUUGCAAAGUUUUGAAGCAGAUGGUUGUAAACUGAAGGGUGUCAUUCCAAAAGAAGUUAGUAAUCUUACUGGAGUGACAAGGAUGAGUCUGUCUAACAAUGAGUUGACUGGACAUAUUCCAAAUACUGUACAUGGCAUGUCGAUCCUUCAAGAACUUUACUUAUUUAACAACAAGAUAGAAGGAGCCAGACAUGAUGUUAUCUGUAAUUUAAAGAGUCUAGGCACAUUAGUCUUGUCAGAAAAUCAUUUUUCUGGUUCAGUGCCCUCGUGCUUAGGGAACGUUACUAGUUUGAGGAAACUUUAUCUAGAUAACAACAAGCUGUAUUCUAGAUUACCUUCAAGCUUGGGGAACCUUCAAGAUCUCAUAGAAUUCAAUGUUUCAUUCAAUUUAUUUAGUGGGGAAAUUCCACUGGAGAGCGGAAACUUGAAGGCUGCAACACACAUUGAUUUGUCAAAUAAUUAUUUUUCUGGUAAGAUUCCUAGCACUCUAGGGGGUCUAGAUAAUUGA
This is a messenger RNA of Solanum stenotomum, 1749 nucleotides long. Its product is annotated as probable leucine-rich repeat receptor-like protein kinase At2g33170. The record is from RefSeq and is a predicted model, not a curated record. The coding region runs from base 1 to 1749 and encodes 582 amino acids. Gene Ontology annotation, molecular function: protein binding. The transcript has 3 exons. Lineage: Eukaryota; Viridiplantae; Streptophyta; Magnoliopsida; Solanales; Solanaceae.